Messenger RNA from Trematosphaeria pertusa, 864 nucleotides. RefSeq names its product HlyIII-domain-containing protein. The coding region runs from base 1 to 864 and encodes 287 amino acids. Gene Ontology annotation, molecular function: signaling receptor activity. The transcript has 4 exons. Lineage: Eukaryota; Fungi; Ascomycota; Dothideomycetes; Pleosporales; Trematosphaeriaceae. Gene Ontology annotation, cellular component: membrane. The record is from RefSeq and is a predicted model, not a curated record.
AUGCGGACGAAAAACAGCAACACUCACGGAAAAAGUUCAGACAUCCGGAGAAUCCUCCUUUUCGAUGACAUUCCCUCGUGGAUGCAAGUGGAUCCUCAUAUUCGACGAGGCUAUAGGGAUGAGCUCAGGAGUGUCAGGAACUGCGUCUAUUCUCUUUUCUAUACUCAUAACGAGUUCGUCAAUGUCUGGUCUCAUCUACUUCCAGCAAUUGUGCACUUAGUGCUUCUCGCAAGAGAAGAACGCCUUGCGCUAGGGGACGAUCUACUUGGGAUGUCAUGGAGCCGCGUUGUGAUGGUGCAACUCUACAUGGUUUCCGCAGUGCUUUGUCUGCUUUCUUCGAGUGCAUACCAUGUCCUUAAAGCGCACUCUGAGCGCGUAGCCCAGAGUGUGCUGAAACUUGACUAUCUCGGUAUCGUGCUGAACAUUGCCAUCAUCAGCAUAACAUCCACAUGGUCCGGUUUACGCCAGCAGCCACAUCUCCAGGCCUCUUACAUCACGUCGAGCGUUGGGCUUUCCGGAAUUGUAUUCUUUGUCUUGCUAAGUCCGAAGGCUGAUGGAGCUGCCGCAGCGUUAUGGAGAGCGAUGCUCUUCGCGGCAUUCGUCGGGAGUGGAUACGUUCCGAUCGUUCAUAGUUACCUAAGUCAUGGACUUGUCGGAUUGCGAUACUUCCCUGUCACCGCCGCGUUGAUCAUGAAUGCGUUGGACUUCCUUGGAGCAAUCUUCUACGUUACUCGGUUUCCGGAAAGGCACUUCCCCGAAACAUUCGAUAUAUGGGGUUCCAGUCAUCAGAUAUUUCACGUUCUUGUUAUGCUUGGACAGAUCGUGUACUUGCGCGGCUUGAGAAGCGUAGUCGCUCAGAUCUAG